Molecule: messenger RNA, 3585 nt
Organism: Myxocyprinus asiaticus (Chinese sucker)
Lineage: Eukaryota; Metazoa; Chordata; Actinopteri; Cypriniformes; Catostomidae
Product: hypoxia-inducible factor 1-alpha inhibitor
Exons: 8
Coding region: 208-1281 (357 amino acids)
Biological process (GO): negative regulation of Notch signaling pathway; peptidyl-aspartic acid hydroxylation
Cellular component (GO): nucleus; cytoplasm
Molecular function (GO): [protein]-asparagine 3-dioxygenase activity; ankyrin repeat binding; peptidyl-histidine dioxygenase activity
Source: RefSeq, a predicted model, not a curated record
GUGGGUGGAAUGAAAACAUCGCUAAGAUUUCUGUUUUCACACUGCUUGUGUGACUUAGCAGGUUGGUCGUUUGUUCUUCAUUCGUUCGGGUCUGUGAAAGACCGCGAGCGGUUCUCGCGCACAUUGAUGUGCGAUACGAGCUCGCACGACUUCAUUGUGAAGUAGCAGCUUCCGCGCGCGACAAUCCUUUAGCGCACUCGGAGGAACAUGGCAGCCGUGACCGUGGCUGAUGCGGAUCCAGCAGAGACCGAUGGAGCUGCCGCCGCAGCCGCAUUUACGGAUCUGCUCGACCCAGGAUGGAAUGAGUCGCAGCUUCGACAAUAUACCUUCCAAACCAGACCGAUACCACGACUCUCGCAUACGGAUCCGCGUGCAGAGGUUCUAAUAAAUAAUGAGGAGCCUGUUGUAUUAACAGACACCAGCUUGGUAUAUCCAGCUGUGAAGUGGGACAUACCCUACUUGCAAGAGAACAUUGGGAAUGGGGACUUCUCUGUUUACAUAGCAGAAAAUCACAAAUUCUUGUAUUAUGACGAGAAGAAAAUGGCAAACUUUGAGGACUUUGUGCCCGGGUCUCGUCGAAUAGAGAUGAAAUUUUCAGAGUUCGUGGACAAGAUGCGUCAAACAGAAGAGCAAGGUGGAAAAGAAAGAGUGUACUUGCAGCAAACUCUGAAUGAUACAGUAGGCCGAAAAAUAGUGGUGGAUUUCCUUGGAUUCAAUUGGAACUGGAUUAACAAACAGCAAGCUAAGCGAAACUGGGGACCGCUGACUUCGAAUUUGCUGCUCAUAGGCAUGGAAGGCAAUGUGACACCAGCACACUAUGAUGAGCAACAGAAUUUCUUUGCACAAAUCAAAGGACAUAAGAGGUGCAUUCUUUUUCCUCCUGAUCAGUUUGAAAGCCUCUAUCCUUACCCUGUUCAUCAUCCAUGUGACAGACAGAGUCAGGUUGAUUUUGAAAAUCCUGAUUAUGAGAAGUUUCCUAAUUUCAAAAAUGCCAUUGGAUAUGAGGCUGUUGUGGGACCAGGUGAUGUCCUGUACAUCCCAAUGUAUUGGUGGCAUCACAUUGAGUCCUUAUUAAAUGGAGGAGUGACCAUCACAGUGAACUUCUGGUACAAGGGUGCACCCACUCCAAAGAGGAUAGAGUACCCAUUGAAAGCUCAUCAGAAGGUGGCCAUAAUGAGGAACAUAGAGAAGAUGUUGGGAGAGGCCUUGGGGGACCCACAUGAGGUUGGUCCAUUGCUGAACAUGAUGAUCAAGGGUCGUUAUGAUCAUGGACCGAGUUAAUGGCCUGAGCUGAACCCUCUUUUGUGUGCUGCUAGGACAGUCUAUUUGUUUGUAUGUGUGGAUAUGAAUAUACAGUAUGCUUGUGUGUGCAUUCAGACUGCUGAAAUGCCAGUGCAUGGCAGUAUUUUGGCAGUUGAAAAAAAACUUCUGCCUUUUGUCUGCUUUCAUUUACCGGACCUUUAUUAGUAGUUCUGUGUUGGUGUAUGGAGAAAACCACUAGUGAGAAACCUUUGAUUUCUCCUAAAGAGUUCUUAUGUCCAUAUGUGUGACACAUUACAUACUAAUAAAUAGUCUAAUGCAUUAGUUGAACCUGUAAAGCACUUACACCACUCUGAGCGCCCUUUGUCAGUUUUUGUCCCAUGUUGGGACAAAGAAGGUACCAUAUGUCAUGAUUAGACUCCUGUGGUCUGCAGAAUGAAACUGGCAGAGUGCCUCGAAUACAUCCAUAGAGGAGGAUGAUUUACAACUUGAAACCUACAGUCGGCCAAUUGAACGGUAUUUAAUGGUUGAUACGGUCGUUUUUGAAAAAUCUCUCAGAACAAUAUUUGUUUUAUUUUGUUUGCUUUUGAAUUUGAUCUGAUGACUUAACAAUGUUUCUGUUAGGAUAAAAGUUAUGCAGAAUGCUGUGGUUGGCCAAAAUGUUUUUAAAACAUUUCUGAUACUGAAAUUUUGCAUUUGCAUAUUGUAAAUGCAUUUGUGAUGUUCCUUUUUUUUUUUUUUUUUUUUUAAAGCUGUGUACAUUAAGGCAAAAGGUGUUUUAUGUUUCUUGUAACAUAACAUGGUACCAUUUCAAUCGGGAUUUUAAUUCAGAACAAGCUACUCACAAAGUGUUAACUUUAUCUAAGGAUAUUAAAGAAAUAAUAAUAAAAAAAUUUUUUUAAUUUAAAAUGUAUUUUAGUUAUAAAUAUAAUGUUUUGUAUUCAUUUAAUUAUUAGAAUUUCUGCCUUCUGGUGUUUUUAGGAUCCAACAUUUGUGUUAAGAAACUGAAAGUGAUGAUACCUAUGUUCAGGGAAGAAACGCAAACAAACCAACCAACCGACCGACCGACUUUAAUUCUUUAAAUGCACUGCAUGCAAACUUUGCAUUCAGUGGGCCACAAUUAUCCUUAUGAUCUUACCAGCCUGGUCUCAUGAAAUUUACGUGAGCAUUGCAAUGUUUUUGCAAAGCUGAAAUUACGUGCUUCAUUAAACAUUUGGCUGCAGACAAGGUUGGAUCAUGCAGUAUACUUUUCUUUUCCAGGUUUUAGCUGGAAGUGGGGUUUGGUUAAACUGACUUUGUAUAUUGACAUUGUUUGCGACACUAUCACACUUAGCUUUUCCAAUGUCAAAAUUGACUCGGUUGUGCAAAUCCCAUCAAUGCAGAAACAAAAAGUAAAAUAAAUCAAUCAGCACACUAGGACAUGAAUAUUCAUUUUGCUGCACAGUCACUUAAAAUCUCAAUAAGGAUUAUAAAGGAAAAAAAUACAAUUCUAACACGACUGGCCAUGCCUGACAGUCUCCACUUUUUGCAGUGUAGACUUUCACUGAGAUGUGUUUUGUCUCUGUAAAGUAUAACUUAACAGAUCCUGGCAUCCUGUUUAUUGUACUGGAGCAUUUGAGUUUUUGAAAAGACCUAAGCUUGAUCCUAGUAGUGUUACAUUUUCAUUUUCUAAAACGUCCUGCAUGAUCUACUGGUCUUUUGUAGUUCUUGGCAUUGAGUCCUAAGUGGCUGCUGAAAGUUACAUUUGUUGCCAUCUGUUCUGCUUAUAGACCUGAAAAUAAAAUGUUUUCUUUUCACACCUUCACGUUAUAAGAUGUGUAAGCACAUGUAUAUUCCUCCACUCUAAAAUUAUUUCAUUCUCUCAAAGCAAUCUAAGCUUCAGCAGUCUCAAGAGGUAGUAAAGUACUUGUAUAGGACAGAACUGAGAAAAGACAGCAUUCAUAAAACAUAAAAUCUUUACUAGUUACACUCAGAAACAUCAAUCCAUUCAAAAAUAAUAUGAAUGCAUUUGAAUCUAAUCACUGCAAUUCAUUUACAGGGCCACAGUGGUGUUGGAAAAGACUGGUAAUGUUGACAGUUGACAACACGAUCCACAUGUAAACAGAGUACAUCAAGCACAAACUCUGAAAAUACUAGUGAAAUAACAGAGAUGACGGUACAGCUGUUCAUUGUGAACACAAACCACUUCCAGUACUAAAACUAUGGCAAGUCAGCUAAUUACACAAUACAUGGUUUUGAAACUAAUCAAUAAAAUCAAAUAUGCAAGCAAAGGAUAGAUCUAUCCAAAGCUUGUCCAAUGUGUAGAAGGAUUUCCCUUUAGAUAAA